GCGUUCAGUCCUUGCUCCGCCGCCUGGACGUCGUCGUUGCUGCUGCUGCUCUCGCUCGCAGCCGAGCGCCCUCCCGGAGCCCCCCAAAGUCCCUCCAAUCCUCGCUUUUUAUCUCCUCCUUUUGGUCGACAUCUUCCCAGCCCCGGUGGCCCUCGUCCUGCCCAAAAAGCUGCUCCCGAAGAGGCUUCUGGGAGUUUGGGCUCCUUUGACAGCAGGAGGGAGGCGGCCUCCUCGUCCAAGCGCGCCCCCCCGCCCCCCACGUCUUGUCCCCGGGCCCGACCAUGGUGGUCUUCAAGAAGAUCAAGACCCUCGAGGUGGUCUUCAACGACCCCGACAAGGUGUUCUGCAGCGGGGAGAAGGUGACCGGCCGGGUGUUGGUGGAGGUGUGCGAGGUGACCCGGGUCAAGGCCGUGAGGCUGCUGGCCUGCGGAGUGGCCAAGGUCCUGUGGCUCCAAGGCUCCCAGCAGUGCAAGCAGACCAUGGAGUAUCUGCGCUACCAGGACACCCUCCUCCUGGAAGACCCCCACCACGCCGAAGAAGACACCGUCAUCCUGAGACCCGGGAACACCUACGAGUACAAAUUCGGCUUUGAGCUGCCCCAGGGGCCCCUGGGGACCUCGUUCAAGGGCAAGUACGGCCGCGUGGAUUACUGGGUGAAGGCGUACUUGGACCGGCCCGGCCAGCCCACCCAAGAGGUCAAGAGGGGCUUCGAAGUUAUGGACCCCGUGGACGUGAACACCCCCGACUUGAUGGCGCCCGUGUCCGCCAAGAAGGAGAAGAAGGUCUCGUGCCUGUUCAUCCCCGACGGCCGCGUGUCCGUCUCGGCCACGAUCGACCGCAAGGGCUUCUGCGAAGGCGACGAGAUUAACAUCCACGCCGACUUCGAGAACACCUGCUCCCGCAUCGUGGUGCCCAAGGCGGCCAUCGUGGCCCGGCACACCUACCUGGCCAACGGGCAGACCAAGGUGCUGACGCAGAAGCUGUCGUCCGUCCGCGGCAACCACAUCAUCUCGGGCACCUGCGAGUCCUGGCGGGGCAAGAGCCUGCGCGUGCAGAAGAUCAAGCCGUCCAUCCUGGGCUGCCACAUCCUGCGCGUCGAGUAUUCCCUGCUGAUCUACGUCACCGUCCCCGGCUCCAAGAAGGUCAUCCUGGACCUGCCCCUGGUCAUCGGCAGCAAGUCCGGCCUGAGCAGCCGCUCGUCCAGCAUGGCCAGCCAGACCAGCUCCGAGAUGAGCUGGGUCGACCUCAACAUUCCCGACACCCCAGAAGCUCCCCCCUGCUACAUGGACAUCAUUCCGGAAGACCACCGGCUGGAGAGCCCCACCACCCCGCUCCUGGACGACAUGGACGGCUCUCUGGACAGCCCCAUCUUCAUGUACGCGCCCGAGUUCAAGUUCAUGCCCCCGCCCACGUACACCGAGGUGGAUCCCUGCGUGACGAACAACAACGCGCACUGAGCGGGGAGGGGGUCCCCCGGCCCCCGCCGCGCCCCCUCCCCUCGACCCCCAGCGAGGCGAGAAGCAGCGGUCGGAUCCGUUCCUUCGUCCGUCCUCUCGCCGGACCCGCUCUUUACGUCCCCGCACCGGGAGGGAGACGGGACGGGUCGGGCGACGGUCCCGCCCCCGCUUUUCUCCCCACGCCCCGGGUGCGGUCAGAGAGGGUCUCGGUCCGGGCGCCUCCCAGGCACCUCCGCUCCCCUCUGCGCGUUCGCAGGGAGUCGGAGGGAGCGGGGAGCCCCGCCCGGAGCGGAGGAAACCCGGUGAGGUUUCCACAGAAGAGGGGGGUCCCUCCCCCCCCCCCCCCCCGCCCCCGGCACGCCGAAGCCCCCCGGGGGAGGGGGGAGAGGGGGACGAACCGCCCCCGGAGGACUCGAGAGUUGGAGACUCGAUCCCCGAGCGUCCGGUGUCGUCGGCGGAAGGACGCUCCGGGCGUUCUCGGUUAGCGAAAGGAGGUUUCCGUGAGGAGAAGCCAAACUUGUCGUAGCACUUUGGUUUGUUUUCGUUUUCGCCUCUCCCCCGGCGGAGGGUCCCUCCCGAAGGCGGACACUCCGAAGCCGGGGCCGCCGGAGGCCCUGGCCGCCGCCCCGCCACCCCCCACCUCAGACGAGUGUUAAGUCGACUUCAGUGGCCCGUCUCACGGGGAGGUGGCCGCCCGCCAGAUGCAGGCCUCGCACUUUUUUGGUCCCCUUCCUGUGGGCAGCUCGGUCACACUGCCCAGAGACCCCCCCCCACCCCCCACCCGCCCGCGGAGUCAGCGCGGGGAGAGUUGAAGGGGUCGGGUUUUCUACCGUGAACUUCUCUUUUUGUAUGGCAAUGUUCUGUUUUGUACUCGAUAUCAGAUAUUUUUGCCCCUUGUGGGAAAGAUGUUUUUUCUAAGAAAAUAAAAAUAAAGUUUGAAAGGAAAUCUA
Ornithorhynchus anatinus (platypus) is the source of this 2407-nucleotide messenger RNA. It is a transcript of the gene TXNIP, whose product is annotated as thioredoxin interacting protein. The record is from RefSeq and is a predicted model, not a curated record. Gene Ontology annotation, cellular component: cytoplasm. Gene Ontology annotation, biological process: protein transport. Bases 282 to 1457 code for a protein of 391 amino acids. Lineage: Eukaryota; Metazoa; Chordata; Mammalia; Monotremata; Ornithorhynchidae. The transcript has 8 exons. Gene Ontology annotation, molecular function: ubiquitin protein ligase binding.